CUAAAAGUUAUUAAAAUAUAAUGGCUAUAAUUCCCUGUGCUACUCACAUGACUUUGUGUGUUGCCCAUUGUGUUUAAAGAACAAUAGAUGCUGAAGUAAGUAGGUAAUGUUUUUUCCCAGAGAAAACACACCAUUUUCUUUGUCUGGUAGCUAGGCUAAGGAGAAAAAUUACUUCAGUCCAUCUAGGGAUUGUGUUGAGUUGUAGUUUUAUUUAAAUAGUUUCAGUUUAUCUCUGAUUUCACAUAUUUAAGAGUAAAAUCAGUUCCUUCCUUUAUCAGGGCUUUGGGAUCUAAGUGCCUGAGACCAUAGGAAUCUUUCCUUGCUUUUUAGCUCACAUCCAGUUUCCUGUGAAGCUCCACUUAAGGGUUGAUUUCAUUGAUCUUAUUAGGAGUUGAGCUGGGUUGGGGCUGGAUUACUUAGUUGUGCUUCAACUCUGCCACACACAACGACAUGGAUAAAUCUCAAACACGUAAUGAUGAGUGAAAGAAGCCAGAUGCAAAUGAAUGCAAACUAUAUGAUCCCAUGUAUAUAAAGUUCAGGUAAAAAGAAUCUGUAGCAUUAGAAAUAAGGACCAUGCUACCUGUGGGAAGGAGGGGAGGGUGGUGACUAGGAGGGGCCAUAAAAAAGGCUUCUCAAAUGCUGGUGAUAGUCUGUUUCUUUACCUGGGUGGUGGUUACCUGAAUGUUUACCUUGUGAAUAUUUAUUGCCUUGUAUACUUACGAUGUGUGUUCUUUUCUGUAUAUAUGUUACAGUUCAAAACCAAAAAAGGAAGUGUGUGUGGUGGGGGAGAAGCUCUCGCACAAAAAAAUAAAGUUAGAAAGAAAAAUCAAGUCAUAGAAUAGAAGAGAUUUGCAAUGCAUAUAACAAAGGAUUUGUAUCCAGAAUAUUUUGCUUAAAAAAUUUUUACAGAUCAAAAAGAAAAGGACAUAAGGGGGAAAAAAGCACGCAAUAGAAAAUGAGUGAAGAAUAAGAAAAAGCAAAUAACUGAAGAGGCCUGAAUGACCUUUUAUAAACAUGAAAAGGCAUUCUUCAUCUUUUAAUUCUUUGUUGACACAGCUUUCCUAGUCACUUUGCAUCUGUAUAUUGGUUUGUGUCCUAUCACCUGCAGAUUAAAUAGGAGGGUUAAGUACUUAAAGAUGAGAAAAGUUGAUCUUUGUUUAAGCUCUGAAGGAACUGAAGUGAUUUUAGCGACAUCAAGUGAUGAAAAACAUCCACCUGAAAAUAUAAUUGAUGGAAAUCCAGAAACAUUUUGGACCACCACAGGAAUGUUUCCCCAAGAGUUCAUUAUUUGUUUUCACAAACACGUAAGGAUUGAAAGGCUUGUAAUCCAGAGUUACUUUGUGCGGACCUUGAGGAUUGAAAAGAGCACUUCUAAAGAGCCAGUUGAUUUUGAGCAGUGGGUUGAGAGAGAUCUAGUACACACAGAGGGGCAGCUUCAAAAUGAAGAAAUUGUGGAAAUUCAAGGGAGAGAGGAACAAGUAAAAUGACACCACAAGGAAGCAAGUAGACUUGUAGCCAUUAAUGCAGCUCACUGAAAUGCCCAGAUCUCUGCCUUCCCUGCCCAUGGUAAGAUAUAAUUCCUGGCCUUCUUUGUUUGGGUAGGGCCAUGUGAUCAGUUUUGGCCAAUGAGAUGAAAGGUAGUUGACCUCUAGGCUGAGCAUUUAAUUGCUUACAAGAGACCCUUCAAAGCCCUUUUCUCUCUCCCCUAGUGACCAGCCGUGAUGUUCUACAUAGUUUAACUACUUCAUCGUUCUACCUCUGGGAGUAAGACUGAUGAUAGCAGGUAGCAGAGCUCCCAGUCAGUCUGUGGUAGACAUAUAGAAGGAGAAAUAAAGCUUCAUUGUUUAAACCAAUGAAAUUUUGGAAUUGCUUGUUACCCUAGCAUAACCUGGCCUAUCCUGACUGAUAUACAGAGAAAUCUAGAAUGUGGCUUAUCCUACAGGACAAGUGGUCUGGUUUCUUCAACAAUUCAGUGACAUGAAAAAUGUUAAUCAGUUAAGGAAGUGGUUCCAUUCUAGAUUCAAGGAAAUGUAAGAUCCCCAAUAAACACAUGCCAUGUGUGGAUCUUAUUUGGAUGCUGAUUUGAACAAACCAACUGAAAAAGACAUUUUAAAGAUAAUUGGGGAAAUCUGCUUAUGGGCUGGGUAUCAUUGUUCAUUUUGCUAGGUGUGAAAUACUGGCAUCAAGCUUAUGUAAGAAAAGGCCUAUAUUUUUCAGAGAUGCGUAUGUAUGUAUGCAUGUAAGGUAAAAAUGUAAAAAAUGUAAGGUAAAAAUGCGUAUGUAUGUAUGUAAGGUAAAAAUAACAUGAUAUCUGGGAUUUGCUUUAAAAUACUUGAGCAUAUUUUUUAAAGGAAAAAAAUGUGAGUUGAAGCAAAUACAGUAGUAAUUUAUUGGAUCUGGGUUAUGGAUAUAUGGGGCUUCUUUGUACUAGUCUCUCUACUUUUUUAUAUGCUUG
Messenger RNA from Camelus dromedarius (Arabian camel), 2455 nucleotides. It is a transcript of the gene IFT25, whose product is annotated as intraflagellar transport 25. The coding region runs from base 1137 to 1487 and encodes 116 amino acids. Gene Ontology annotation, cellular component: cilium; centrosome; intraciliary transport particle B. The record is from RefSeq and is a predicted model, not a curated record. Gene Ontology annotation, biological process: intraciliary transport. NCBI's taxonomy places the organism in Eukaryota, Metazoa, Chordata, Mammalia, Artiodactyla, Camelidae. The transcript is spliced from 7 exons.